UGACUUGUCGGCUGCUAUUAGUGGCAUGUACGCGGUUAAUAUUUUCAUUUUUGUUUUUUAUUAAUGUUAUUAAUGUCAUGUAAUUUGUUUUCAAUACCAUAAUGAAAGCGGAGCUUAAUAUUUUGAAUAAUUGUACUAAUUAGUACGUAAUGAGUAUUGAAACUUAAAUUUAAUUUGUUCAUGUUCAUCGGCUACAGGCCCCAACAAAAUUCAUUUAUGCCAAAUAUUUGGAUGUUUUUAUUGUGCAUCAUUCAAAAAACGAAAACUGUGUGAACUAAAGUAUAAUUGCUAUUUGCUCAACCACACUUAUUACAGACUUUUUGAAGUUUUGAUAAAUUCCUUUGGAAUAUGUUUCCGCUGCCCGCAUCCUCAGCCAUGGACAGCCCAUCCAGCGACAUCCAGAACGUGAACCCGAACAGGCGCGCGACGCGCAGUGCGCUGGCGGAGAUCCCGGCCCGCCUCGGGUCGCUGAGCGUGCGCGACAACGGGGCCGACUCCCCGGUCAUCGCUGCCACGGUGACGAGCCAGACCAGCGGGCUGUGGAACCUGAGCGUGAACGUGCCGUCGGCGUACCUCAGCCCCUCGCCGUCGCCGGACGAGCUGGUGAUCCAGCAGCGGGGGCGGCGGCGCGCGCCCGUCACCUGGAGCCCCGACACGGACGACCGCAAGGAGGAGCGCGGCAGCCGCACCCCGGUCAAGGCCAGCCCCUCCAAGAGCACCAUCGUGCUGCGCAGCACGCCGCGCAAGCGCCUGCUCAUGAACGAGCCGCGCGAGCUCUUCUCCUCCUCCACCCCGGAGAAGAGCAGGAAGCUGUCGCCCAACACGAAGAGGAGCCGGGUGGACAGGCCGGCGGUGCACGCGGGGCCCCUGCAGGCCGCCCUCAAGGGGCUGUCCCACCAGCAGCUGGUGGACCUGGUGCUGCUGGUGGCGGACCACCACCCGUCCCUGGAGCAGGAGCUGCGGGAGAGCCUGCCGACCCCCGACCUGCGGCCGCUCGAGGACCGCCUCAACGAGCUCAAGAAGAACAUCUUCAAGUCGCUGCCGAGCAACCGUCUGGUGUCCAAGAGCGACUCGCCCGCCUACAACCGGGCCGCCACCCACGUGCUGUCCUUCAAGAAGUGCCUGAUGGAGCAGGGCCGCCAGCUGGCCGAGAGCCAGCACUGGGAGUCCCUGAUGGACUGGGUGCUGCUGGCGUGGACGUACGUGCGCGGCACACCCGUCUGGGACAGCCAGCCGCACAACAACGCCCGCCGCCAGUGCUUCAAGUUCCUGGCCGCGCAGGGCAUGCAGGCGCUCAAGCGGGGCGCCUGGACGCCCGACCAGCUCGACGCCCUGGAGGACAAGCUGAGUCGCUGCAGCAUCGACAGCGAGGACAUGGAUAGCUGCCUGAAGCAACUCACCGUCAUUCGCAAGAAGUAGCCCCGCAACUCCGUCGUCGUGGCACACCUGAGCUCACGUACAACUGGCCGGGGGAAGGGAGGCGGCUGCCUCGCGAUUCUUGCAAGUGCCUUGUCCGAACUGCCCCCCCCUCCUCCCCCGAACCCCUUCCGAGAUAUCCCGUCGCUACUUUCAUGUUGCGUGUUCUGUUAUAUUAACAACGCUCUUUCCGUGAAAUUCCCGACUCUUUACACUUAGCAAUCUUUAUCCAAAGAUUGUGGACGGUGUAUUUUAUUAUUUUAUUCUGAAAUGUGUGUGUGGCAAGAGAGUGCAGGGAAUUCUAAUUUUAUUCUAUGCAUUGUUUUUAACUGCAACAAUUUUUUUUUUUAAAUUAUUAACUUGUAUUUUUUGCUGUGACUGUAUUGUUGAGUGCUGAAGUGGUGAGUGUAACUUAUUUAUGUGUUGGUUCUUCCGACUGAGGAAGUGAUGUGUCGUACAGGGCAUGCGGAUUUGGGAUGAUACCACGCAGCCUUGGCUGGUGUUGCAAAAUUUGAACGAAACUUACAUUUUGUAGCUUUUCGUUUGCAUGCACUCUAUAUUUGUUCUUUGUUGUUUACUACAAACAAUAUGCAUGAUUGUUUUUAGUGUAAUUUUAUGUUUUAUUAGUGAUGGUAUUUUUUUAAUUGACUUGUGCACGCGCACCGAAUAUCAAAAUAUAUUUUUGAAACUUUUUAUUUAGUGCGAAUAAAUAAAUCUUGGAAUCCUACGAAAUCAAAACCAUAGAUACCACCUCAGAAUUAAUAAUUUUAUAUGUGAUUUAGUAUGUCUGUUGAAAGUUCUCUGUGAAACAUGCCUCUUGAUUCUUCACUAGAGUGGUAGUGAAUUGAAUAGUCCAUUUCCGAAUAGAUUAGUUCUCGAAGAAUAUUUUUGUACUUCCAGAAAUGAUUGUACCAUUUUGUUUGGUGGUAAUGUGUACAUACAAAAGUGACUGGUUAUGUAAAAAAAAAAAAAAAAAAAAAAAAAAAAAAAAAAUUAUGUAUUUGCAGCAUGGAACAGUAUGUAUGAUGACAAUUUGUAUUGAGGAAGAAUAAAAUGUGAAACAUUUGGCAAA
Molecule: messenger RNA, 2488 nt
Organism: Bacillus rossius redtenbacheri
Lineage: Eukaryota; Metazoa; Arthropoda; Insecta; Phasmatodea; Bacillidae
Exons: 7
Coding region: 349-1419 (356 amino acids)
Biological process (GO): proteasome localization; nuclear protein quality control by the ubiquitin-proteasome system
Cellular component (GO): nuclear membrane; nucleus
Molecular function (GO): proteasome binding
Source: RefSeq, a predicted model, not a curated record